AUGUUUGUUCAGAAAAGAGGUGGCCGAACAGAGAAGGUUCACUUUGACAAGAUCACCUCCAGAAUUCAGAAAUUGUGCUAUGGUCUACACAAAGACUUUGUUGAUCCGGCGACCAUCACCCUGAAGGUUAUAAACGGGCUGUACAACGGAGUCACUACAGUGGAGCUGGACAACCUGGCAGCUGAAACAGCAGCAACAAUGACCACCAAACAUCCUGACUAUGCUGUUCUUGCUGCCCGCAUUGCUGUAUCCAAUCUGCACAAGGAGAGCAAAAAGGUCUUCAGUGAAGCCAUGGCAGAUUUGUACAACUGGAUCAACCCAAAGACAGGCCAGCACUCUCCCAUGAUUUCGGAGGAAGUCUACAACAUAAUUCUCAAGAAUGCCGAUCGCUUGAACUCUGCCAUCAUAUAUGAUAGAGACUAUUGCUACAACUAUUUUGGAUUCAAGACUUUGGAAAAGUCCUAUCUCUUGAAAAUUGAUGGAAAAGUUGCUGAGCGCCCCCAGCAGAUGUUGAUGAGGGUUGCAGUUGGCAUUCACAAAGAGGACAUUGAUGCAGCUAUUGAGACCUACAAUCUGCUCUCAGAGAAGUGGUUCAUCCAUGCAUCCCCGACACUUUUCAAUGCUGGCACAAACAAGCCCCAGCUGUCCAGCUGUUUCCUGCUAACCAUGGAGUCUGACAGUAUCGAGGGUAUUUACAGUACUCUCAAAACCUGCGCUCUCAUUUCCAAGAGUGCUGGCGGAGUUGGGCUCAAUGUUCAUUGUAUCCGAGCUGCUGGGAGUUAUAUAGCUGGGACGAACGGAGUGUCCAAUGGCUUGGUGCCUCUGCUGAGAGUGUAUAACAACACAGCCAGAUUUGUGAACCAAGGAGGCAAAGGUCAGUGUCUGCUCACUUCUCGUCUCUCACGGCCCAGUGCCUUUGCCAUUUAUCUGGAGCCGUGGCAUGCCGACGUGUUUGAAUUUCUGGACUUGAAGAAAAAUACUGGCAAGGAAGAACAGCGGGCCAGAGAUCUUUUCUAUGCACUGUGGAUUCCCGAUCUGUUCAUGUGGCGUGUUGAAGCAAAUGAAAACUGGACACUUAUGUGUCCAAAUGAAUGCCCUGGGCUUGCAGAUGUUUGGGGCCAAGAGUUUGACCAACUCUAUCAGAAGUAUGAAGCAGAAGGACGGGGAAGAAAAACUGUCAGUGCUCAGAAAUUAUGGUAUGCCAUCAUAGAAUCACAGACAGAAACUGGCACACCCUACAUGCUGUACAAAGACAGCUGCAACCGAAAGUCCAACCAACAGAACCUUGGCACCAUCAAGGGCAGUAACUUGUGCACGGAGAUUGUAGAAUACAGUGCCCCUGAUGAGGUAGCCGUCUGCAACUUAGCAUCUAUUGCACUGAACAUGUAUGUGAAACCUGACAAAACAUACGAUUUUGAGAAACUGCAGCAGGUGACAAAAGUCAUUGUUCGUAACCUGAACAAGAUCAUUGACAUCAACUACUACCCUGUCUCCGAGGCAGAGCGUUGCAACAAACGGCACCGUCCCAUUGGAAUUGGGGUGCAAGGACUUGCAGACACAUUUAUCUUGAUGAGGUUCCCCUUCGAUAGUGCUGAGGCAAAACAGCUGAACAAGGAGAUUUUUGAAACCAUCUACUUCGCUGCCUUGGAUGCAAGUUGUGAACUGGCUGAGAAGUAUGGUCAUUAUGAGACAUACCAAGGAAGCCCCGUCAGCAAGGGUAUCCUGCAGCAUGACAUGUGGGGUGUGACUACAACAACCAGCCUUGACUGGGUCAGCUUAAGAGAACGUAUUGCCAAGUUUGGAGUGAGGAACAGCCUUCUGCUGGCCCCCAUGCCUACAGCUUCGACUGCCCAGAUCCUGGGAAACAACGAAUCCAUCGAGGCAUAUACCAGCAAUAUUUAUUCUAGACGGGUCUUGUCUGGCGAGUUCCAGAUCGUCAAUCAACACCUACUGAAAGAUCUGACGGAGCUUGGUUUGUGGAAUGAGGAUCUGAAAACUGAAAUGAUAGCAGCCGGUGGAUCUAUCCAGGGAAUUGCCUCCAUCCCUGAUGACCUGAAAGCUCUGUACAAGACAGUUUGGGAAAUCAAGCAGAGGGUCAUCCUGGAAAUGGCUGCCGAUCGUGGGGCAUUCAUUGACCAAAGCCAGUCCUUAAACAUCCACAUUGCAGAGCCAAACUAUGGAAAACUAUCUAGCAUGCACUUCUAUGCCUGGAAACUUGGAUUAAAGACUGGUAUGUACUACCUACGCACAAAACCAGCAGCUCAAGCUAUCCAGUUUACGGUAGAUAAAACCCGUUUGGCCAGCACAAAAGUGGAUGGUAAAACUGGCGCUAGUCCCAGAAAGACACACCCAAGGAAACCCAGUUCUGAAAACAGGCGCCAGGGAAGCAAUGAGAACAAAGAAAAUGAAAAAGAGCGCAGUCAAAGAAAUCAGAAUAUGGCAGCUUUAGCCUGCUCCCUACAAAACAAAGACGAGUGUCUGAUGUGUGGCUCAUAG
Molecule: messenger RNA, 2496 nt
Organism: Candidula unifasciata
Lineage: Eukaryota; Metazoa; Mollusca; Gastropoda; Stylommatophora; Geomitridae
Source: the annotation of a GenBank genome assembly